AUGCCGCGACCCAACUUUGACGAUCUUCUGCACAGCCGCCCGUUUCCCCUCGUCCUAAAAAUUCUGAACAUCAUCGGCGCCUUCGCCUGCGGCUCCUAUUCACUCUUUCUCUUUAUUACGCACCGGUUCAACGAUGUCCGCACCUUUGCAGCGCUCCUCUACCUGCUGGGAUUUUCCAUUGUGAUCCCUUCGGCGGAGUCGGGACUGAUGAAUCACCCGAUGCUCGCCAGCUUCGCGCGUUUUCUUGUCUCGCCGAUCGGCCGCGCCUUCCUGUACGUGUUUAUGGGCGGCGUGAUUCUUGGCAAUGGUAUUGGUGGCUGGGUGAUCGGUAUUUAUCUCUUCGCCAUCGGCGUUCUCAACAUCUGUGCUGCGUGUAUCCUGAAGUCGUAG
Molecule: messenger RNA, 390 nt
Organism: Leishmania braziliensis MHOM/BR/75/M2904
Lineage: Eukaryota; Euglenozoa; Kinetoplastea; Trypanosomatida; Trypanosomatidae
Exons: 1
Coding region: 1-390 (129 amino acids)
Source: RefSeq, a predicted model, not a curated record